CCCAUCAACCAUUUCAUCUUCUCUCCACUUUACUGAUUCCUCCAUCCCCGGCAGAUCUGAGAAAGAGCUUCAGCUCAGACCGCCAUGGCCAAAUUCUUUGCUCUCUUCGUUUUCUUCACACUCCUUGCCAUCUCCAUUAUGCUCCAACCCACUCUCCUGCAUGCUUCUCAAGGAGGGCAUCAUCACUCUAAUAACCAGAAACCCAACGGCCACUAUGGUCCUGGCAGCCUGAAGAGCUCCCAAUGCCCAUCACAGUGCAGCCGGAGGUGUGGGAAGACCCAAUACCACAAACCAUGCAUGUUCUUCUGUCAGAAGUGUUGCCGGAAAUGCCUGUGCGUUCCCCCUGGCUACUACGGCAACAAGGCUGUCUGCCCUUGCUAUAACAACUGGAAGACCAAGGAGGGAGGCCCCAAAUGCCCUUGAUUUAACGUUAAUUUUAAUUUAGUAGUUUAGUUUAACGUCGUUCGUGUGUUGUCUGUUCUUUGUUUUGUGUACGUGGCUGGUGGAUGUAGUGAACCGUACCCACCAUUGUACUGCUAGCAGUUAUUGUUACUGAACCGGUUGUGUGGUUACUGGUUAGUUGGUGGGUUUCGGUGUUCGGUGUAACCACUCGGUCUUUGAUUGUUAAUUUAGUGCCUAAAAUCUACUUCUAAUGUCUAAACCCCAAGCUUAGCUU
Messenger RNA from Ipomoea nil (Japanese morning glory), 676 nucleotides. Its product is annotated as gibberellin-regulated protein 4-like. The transcript is spliced from 4 exons. NCBI's taxonomy places the organism in Eukaryota, Viridiplantae, Streptophyta, Magnoliopsida, Solanales, Convolvulaceae. The record is from RefSeq and is a predicted model, not a curated record. Bases 85 to 423 code for a protein of 112 amino acids.